Molecule: messenger RNA, 10066 nt
Organism: Neodiprion virginianus
Lineage: Eukaryota; Metazoa; Arthropoda; Insecta; Hymenoptera; Diprionidae
Product: ATPase family AAA domain-containing protein 2-like
Exons: 17
Coding region: 975-5210 (1411 amino acids)
Biological process (GO): positive regulation of transcription by RNA polymerase II
Cellular component (GO): nucleus
Molecular function (GO): ATP binding; ATP hydrolysis activity; chromatin binding
Source: RefSeq, a predicted model, not a curated record
AGAUUUAAAAAUAAUAACUUCGGGGGGCCAACUUCACGGAGGUCCCGAUUGCACCUUCCGACAGCACAAAAAGAAUGUCCGACAACGAAUCACGAUAUACGACUCACCAACGACCCAUUGUAGAACCGGCCUAAGGCCGUGCCUGGGCCAUUGACGGAAGAAAUUAAGGACUGUUACUCGUGGGUAAAUUCGGAGCUAAUACUCGGUGGGUAAAUGGGCCUGAGACCAUGAAAAGAAGUGUUAACGAUCAAUCCGGUAGUUUCUUUAUCGGCGGAAACCAGCAUUAGCACGCGAGCUUGUAAGUAGCAUGCAAAACCUCAUGAGCAACGCCAUGGGUAACCGGUUUAAACUGUACUUUAGUCAAUGCCCGGGCGCUCAACUGAAUAUUUGCACCAGUCCAAGCUAUGCCGACUAUUGACAUACUGAUAAAUACAUAUAUAUAUGUGUGUGUCAUACCGUACCUAGGAUACAAGUGUCAUCUAUGUAAAGCGAUUUAUGCAAUUGACCACUGUCAUUAGGACCGGCGUUCGAAUAAACGAAUUAGUUGUUGAGAAUCGUGAAAAUGAAGUAUGAUGUUCCGUUAAAAUAUGUCAAACCGAGUUAAUCUUAUAUCGAGAUGCAAUAUAGAUAAUAAGAUAACUUAGUUAUCUAAAUCGAAAGAUAGGUUAGGUAUAUCACUGGAAGUUGGAGUUGCGAGCAUGCACCGUUGGCUAUCUUCACCGCAGGCUACGGGCCGCGCAGCAGGGAGAGGAGAAGCUGUUUCACAACGACAGGGGAACUAGCGUUCACUACACACAUACCUACGUAACGUGAAAUUCUAUCUGCUGAACGUACCUAAAUGCGGGUGUAUUCUACCAGUUUAGAGCGUUGGUCGAUAUACGUGUACGCGGCAUGAGUUAGCAAGUCUUGUGAACAACCUAGCUAUGUAAAAUUUUGGAAAAGUUGCGACCUCACGGCUUUACGAAUCUUAUCCAAUGAGGUUUGUUCAUUACAACGACGAUCAGCCACCCCUCGCUGCCUUCUACUUUCGUCAUAUAGCUCACCGCGCAACGGAUACUUACCAGAUGAAGAUAAUGUCUGACGAUGAAGUCACUAUGGAUUCAAUGGACACAGAGGAGGAUAUUUUUACACCUCGUAGUCGUAGCCUUGGCUCUGUAGCUAGAAAAUCUAAGAGUCUACGAACACUUCGAUCACGUGUCCCGUCAAGUCCACUCCUCAACCGCAAUGUUUCCAGUGUCAGGCGGAGUACAAGGAAUAGAAUGCAAACUUACGAUAAUCUGAAUACUAGCUGGAUCCUAGGUACACAAACUCUCAAAGGUUAUCCAAUGUUUCGACAACCAGGCUCAUCAUCUGAUAAAGAAAUGGUUGAGGAAGUGAAUGAACGGAAGCGUGAAUUAAAACGAAGGAUACCUUUGAAAUCGCGAGAAAAUCAUCCGCUGAACAAAGGUCCUACCAGGCACAUUAGAGCGCUGCGUGAUCGAGAGCUUCGAGACAGACCAGAUCGUAGCAAGGAACUUAGGGAAAGACAAGAACGUGAUAAAGAAUCAAGAGAUAGGCCAAAUAUAGAUAAGGAAUCUUUAGAGAAGCACGAGCAGGACGAAGAAUCUAGAGAUGGUGCAGACUCGGUUACGGAGUCGAAAGAAGGGCCAAGACAAGAUGAAGACAGAUCUGAAAAAGAACUGAAAGAUAGAGGAGAAAAAGAUUGUAGAAAUAAAACUGAACUGACUGCUGGACAUGAUGAAAAAGAAAUUAGGCGGCAUAUACUUUGCAGAAGGACCAAGUCUCUCGGUUCACCUAGGCUUAGAGAAGGCCCUGUGACCAGAUAUAUGUUGGAAAAAGAUGAAAAACCGAAAGCAGAACAGAACGACGAUGAAGACAGUUCUCAAGAGAGUCACAAGCCACAUAACAAUGACAAUUCUGAUAAUGAAGAUGGUUACGAAGAUAUGUAUACAAGAAUAAAAAGAACCAAAAGAGCCACACAGCGCCAACUACAAAGGGAUAAAAAAUUAGUGGAGGAGAGUGAUCUAAGUGAGUCGUCAGACUCUCCAGGACCUCGAAAGUACAGCUUACGGCAAAAAAAACCAGCGGUCGAUAGAUUUCAAGCUAGUGUUGAACCGGUGCAAAGAUCAUUCCGCGUAUUGAGAAGUGUACUCACUAAUUCAAUGAGAAGAUGUAAACACAGGGGUAAGACCACCAGCUCUAGUGAUUCAAGUGAUUCUGAACCACAACGGUAUGAUAAGAAAAAAGGGAAAAAAGCACGGCAAUCAGCAAUACCGCAAGGUGGCCCACCGGAUCGCAAAGCUGAUAUUGAUCCCAUCACAGUAGAUACUAAUAUAACAUUCAAUGAUGUCGGAGGUCUAGAAUCACAUAUUCAUUGCUUGAAAGAAAUGGUGGUCUUCCCAAUGAUUUACCCUGACGUUUUUGACAGAUUUCAUAUUACUCCGCCGAAAGGGGUAUUAUUCCAUGGUCCACCAGGUACUGGUAAAACGUUGAUUGCCAGAGCACUAGCCAAUGAGUGCAGUCAAGGCAGUCGAAAAGUUUCAUUUUUUAUGCGAAAGGGUGCAGACUGCUUGUCAAAAUGGGUAGGCGAGUCUGAACGUCAGCUAAGACUACUCUUUGAACAAGCACAGCAAAAAAAGCCAUCGAUAAUUUUCUUUGAUGAGAUAGAUGGCUUGGCACCUGUUAGAAGUACAAAGCAGGAUCAAAUCCAUGCCAGCAUUGUCUCUACGCUACUUGCUCUUAUGGAUGGUCUAUGCAACAGAGGAGAGGUUAUCGUAAUUGGUGCGACAAACAGGAUAGAUGCAAUAGAUCCGGCACUGCGCAGACCUGGUCGAUUCGAUCGUGAGUUAUUUUUUCCAUUACCACCAAGGAAGGAAAGAUUAGAAAUUCUCAAAAUACACGUUAGUAAAUGGGAGAAUCCACCAUCUCCACAACUGCUGGAAGCCUUAGCUGAGAAAUCUACUGGAUAUUGUGGGUCUGAUCUGAGAGCUCUAUGUACUGAAGCAGUCUUGCAAGGAUUGAGAAGAACAUAUCCCCAAAUAUACAUGACCAGUGACAGGCUUCUUUUGGACCCAACGCAGGUCGAGGUAAAAAAACGAGACUUCGUACAGGCCAGCUCUAUUCUUGUUCCUUCGUCACACAGAGUAGCUCCAUGCGCUGGAAGAAAGUUGCAGCCUUUUUUGGAACCAUUGUUAAAUCCUGCCUUAGAAACAAUACUCGAUACUAUAAAAAGGACAUUUCCACAGGGUAUCAAACCAGCAAUGGCAAAGAUAAAAAUAGUCAGAGGUAUUCAUCGGCCACGAUUAUUAAUUGCUGGUGGAUAUAAGGCAAAGGGACAAGGACCUCAUCUUGCGCCAGCAAUCCUGUAUCGAAUGGAACACUUACCAGUACAUACUCUUGACGUUAGUACGCUUUUUGCAGAAACUGCAAGGUCGCCAGAAGAAGCUUGUGUGCAGGUAUUCAACGAAGCAAGUAGAAAUGUACCUUCUAUUAUUUAUAUCCCAGCUAUUGAUCAAUGGUGGCCCCUUGUCCCAGAAACAGUGAAAGCAGUUUUUCUAUGUCGAAUUAUGGCCCUGGAUCCAACAUUACCAAUUUUAAUAUUGUCAACGAGUGAUACCAUGUACGAAUGCUUGCCAUUGCACCUUCGAAACUUGUUCAGUAAAUUCCGUGGUGAAGUGUACACGAUGAGAAAUCCGAUGUCUCAACAAAGAGCGAAAUUCUUUAGACCAAUUUAUAUGGUACAAAGUCUUAAACCACCACCAAUUAAGAACAAUAAAGUUGCGGUACUGGAAAAAUUACCUUUAGCUCCAGAAUUUGUGCCAAAAAGAAUGACGGAGGAAGAGAGAAUAUCACUUUAUGAGAAAGAAGAAGCGUCACUGAGAGAGCUUAGGAUAUUUUUACGAGAGAUUUGUGCUAAACUUGCUAGGAACCGACAAUUUUUCAUGUUUACAAAGCCUGUGGAUACGGAAGAAGUUCCAGACUACAACAUGAUUAUCAAGCAACCAAUGGACCUGGAAACAAUGAUGACCAAAAUAGAUAUGCACUGUUAUUUAUGUGCACGGGAUUUCCUUGAUGACGUUGAUCUCAUUUGUAGAAAUGCACUGGAAUAUAACCCGGACAGCUUGCGCGAUAGGCCAUCCCUUGGAAUAUUGAAGAGGGAUCCAGCAGAUAAACUCAUACGGCAUCGUGCGUGUUCCCUUCGAGAUAAUGCUUACGCACUUAUAAAAGCUGAAUUAGAUUCAGAUUUUGAAGACAAAUGUCGAGAGAUAUCUAAAAAUCGUAAGGUUACUGAAAAUAUAGAUGGAGAUGCAGAGAGUAAAAGUUCGAAAACUGAUUCGCUGACAAAUACUGAAAAGAAUGAUAAAAAAGAGUCACUCACUCCGACCAGCGGAAUUAUGGUAAAUGGGAAAAAGUUUUCCACAUCCAGAAAACGUAGAAUACCUGCGUGGGCACGGGGGUAUGUCAAAAAAGUGCACAAGAAGAAAAAGAUUGCUUUUGACGACAUGACUACUGAAAUUGUACGUAAGUCAAGUGUCUCCAUGGAAAAUACAAGCGGUAUAGAUUUGGAAAAAUUCCAAGAAUUCGAAACUGAAGCGAAUAGCGUUCUGAAUGGAAAUGAUCCUCUGUUUAACAACUCUGAUUCGGACAAUGAUUUGCAAUUUGAUACACCGAAGGAUUCAUCACAGAGCAAUCACAACGAGGCUGAUAAAGAUAAAAAAAAUGAUGAGAUUAUUGAAAUGGAUGUAACGAUGGCGGACGAUCAAAGACAUGUAGAAAAUGAGGGAUCAAGUGCGUCAUCUAGACGUGAAAGUAUGGACGAGUUAUCAUUUGCCAUUGAGAGUGAUUCUAGUCCUACUAAGAAUGGGGUUAAUGAGAAAGUAAUAGUCGAUAAAAGUGAGCUCGAAACUGCAUUAAAACAUACUGUCGACAUAACAGAGGAUUCUCCGGUAGAAGUAUUAUGCGACAUCUAUGUACAAUUAAGUCGGUGUGUUGGCAAAUACACCCAUUAUUAUGAUAGAACUUCACUGCCAAAGGAUUUGCUCAAGGAACUGAAGCGAUUUGAAGAAUGUGAAACAACAGCUAUUCACAAUGAGGCCAUGAGCGUAGUACAUGCCACCGAAGUGGGGAGAUUCGAAGAGUGCGAAACAACAAUUACUUCUCAAGAAAUCGACAUUCUUAAAGUAACUGAUACGCUCCAGGUCUUAAAUUGAUGAUUUUCUUAAGACAUAUCAGUUCUGUUAACUUAUUACUAUUGAGUAUAUAACACAUGGAAGAUACCAAAUGACAAACAAGACAUGUGAUUCCGUCUUGGAUGGUUUAUAUGUAUACUUUGCCAUUACAACAGCUUGUGCACCAAUCUAUUGUAUAAAUUGUUUGUUUCAUUGUGAUAUUUUCUUGAAAUACGUUCAAUGUAGAGAGUAUACUUUCAAAUAGAUUUGAUAAUUUUAUCCUACAAAUACGUAUCUCUUUUUGAGUAGCGCAAUUACUUUUGUUUGACGUACAAAAGAAGAAUUGAAAAUUUUGUAACUAGAAUUGAAUUUCUGGCGCAUAAACGUUGCAUACAUUUAGGUUGUAUGGAUGUGUUGAUACAAACUGCAAUCAUUUCACAAACUAUCCAACUUAUAAAAAUAAUCUCUGUUUGGUGUCUAUGUAUUUUUAUUGAAUUUUCUCACAUUAAAUUGGAUGGUUUGGACAGGUAAAUUGUUGACUGAGGAAAUAAUUAUUAGAUUAGUCUCAUUUUUUUCACAAUUUAAAUUAUUGAAUAGUCUUUGCUCUCAUUAGAAAUAGUUAAGACAUUUAUAAAAUAAUUAAGCAGAUCACUGUCAAGCAGCAAGUCACUUGUUAAUCUCUCUUCAUACAUUCAUGUAUGCUGGAUUGAGGCACAUUUCUCUAAUUCUUUGGUGAAAUGAGUGAUUGUGUUGUACGUUCAUAAAGAGACAUAAGAAAUUCCAUUCUCUACUGUCUUCAUAUAACGAUGGCCAAUAACGAAGGAUGAUAUCUACGUUUUAUAGCUAAAUUUUGAAAUACAAAUAUAUAAAGUGUAAUAAGAUAUCUCGGUUGCACUUUGAGAUGCUCUCGUUUUCACAGUAUGCGGCGUAGAAGGUCCUCAAAAACACCUAGAGGAUUGUUUAAAAUCUCUACAUGCAAUGAUUCUCAGAAUUCUAGAAAAAAUGUACAAAUUGUAAAAUCUGAAAAAAGUACCAAACAUGCAGUGUUUUAUUCCAAUCAUUUUGGCGCAAACGAUGGCAAACGAUCUCUUCCUAACCUAGAACAUUUUUUAUAUGACUAAAGGGUGAAAAAAUGUUCAUAUUUUAUCAUGAUUUUAAUAAUUGAUUAUAAUAAUUAAAAAUUUUAUCUUUGUACAUCAAUUUUAAUAAUCUUGAUAAUACGUAACAAUAGCAUUUUAUCAUCUUUUGAUCGAAUGAAAAAUGUUGCAAGUUGGGAGUUCAUUUGCCAUCAUGGGUCUUGUACCGAAAUGAUUGGAAUAAAAUGCAGCAUGUUUGGUAUUUUUGCAGAUUUUACAACUUGUGGGGUUUUUCAUUUAGAUGUUAGGAGUUACUACUACACCUACAAACAUUUCGAGAAAAACAAGCCGUAUAAGAGUCAGGAUCUGUUCGACUUGAUAUGGAAUGCCCCACAUAUAUGUUCACAUUUAUAGGUGUUUCAUCAUUUGAAGUACCCUGGUUGAUUUUGACGUUACCGUAUAUACCUCCAAAUAUCAAAGCCCUUGUAUCUCAAACGUAAAAAAGAGUUUAACAAUCCCAUUCUAUACACAAUUCAAAACAAAAACACUCUAAUUCAAUUUUAUUUCUGUGUCAAUUGAAAAUAUAUUGGAGCAUAUUGGAGUAUUUUUGUUCAGAAUUGCAUAUAAAAUGGGGCUGUGAAUUUCUUUUUUGCGUUUGAGAUGCGCGGACUUCGAUAUUCGGAGACAUAUACGUCAACGUCGAAAUCGACCAGAGCACCCCUUAAACUGAAUAGAAUCAUUAUUUUUUUCUGAUAAUACAGUGUCGAAUGACUACACUUUUAACAGACAACGGAUGUUGAAUAGAAAAUGAUCUGAAAUAGAAAAUUGUAUCAAACCCACAACUAGCAUUCAUUUGUUGGGAGUCAAAAACUGAUUUCUUAAACUAAAGCAUAUGCUUCUCUGUUAGAAUGCAGUAACGCACUUCGUGUUAAUGGAAGCACACUACACGCAACACGUAAGAAAUUGAGCACAAAAAAUGCUGCUUAUGUUUGAAUUCAAUUCUCAAAUUUAUGAGUGAAAACGAGGCAUCUAAGCCUACUUGAUGUAGGUUAUCUACUGUACACGAUUAUAGUCACAACUUGUGUUUGUGCAAUUUUUACAGAAAGUUUUAACAAAGUCAGGGCUUUUGAGUAAGAAGUAUGAAGAGAAACGUUAUGACAAUAGAUCAGUUUUUACAGCUGAUAAAUAAAACUAAUGGAAUUAUUAAGUAGGCUCUGGUAACAAGCUAUUAAACUAACAAUGUAUUAUCACAGAAAGUAGUAUCCUAAUUGGUUUUAUACUGAGAAAAUGAUAUGUGUAUAUAAUACAGAGUAAUUAAUUUUGAAAAAUGAUUACACAAACGGUUUGUUGUUAUACGGUUUCGAUCAUUGCUAACAUCACUUUGAGUCUAAUCUUUCUUGUAGAUUACGCAAACAGAGUAGUGAUGUGUAAAUACCAUGAGUGACAGUAGAAAGAAUAUUAAUUUUUAUUAAAAACUUUGGAAGACCUGUGAAAAUGUGGUUAAGUACCCUGAAUUCAGGAAAGUUCGAUAGCAAUUACUUUGGGUAUUUUAAACAACAUUCACUUGUGUCUUCGUUAGAAAAUUCAUUAUUCUUUCAGUGAUAGUUAACACGAUUUAACUUAUAUAUAUUAAAAUUAUUUAAUGCGAUCAACAUUUGCGCACUGUAUAUAUUCUGACAGUUAUUUUUAAAAAAACGUACUUAAUUCGUAACGUUUUAUCGCAAAAUAACCAUGUUCACUGCGAUACUUUUUAGUUGAAAACACUGGCCUAGAAAUACAUGUGUCAUAUUACAAUGUGUGGUUGAUAUUAAUUUGCAAACAAUAUAUUUAAUUUGUGUGUUUCCAUAUUUUAGCAUUUAGUCUAAAAGACUGACUAAAUAUCAGUAAUAAUUCUUCAUUUUAUAACAAUCUUAUUCCAUUUAUAACAGGCAAUGAAAAUCGUCAAUUCUUUUUAGUUCUUUUUUUUCUACUCUCCUAUUCUAGCUAUUUCACUUCGAUAUUUUCAUUUCGUUAUUUAAUUUUCUCCUGUACGGAAACAUCAAGAAUAACAAGUAAAUAAAAUAUUGUCAACCCAUCGUAUAGGUCAGUUUUUCGCUGUUCCACGUCAACAUGUCUUGUAAUUAGAGAGAACCACAAAUACUUGUGUCAGUGCAUUAUACUGAAUAAAAAUAAUUAGAUGUAAAUUUAUACCUUAAAAUGUAAUUGGCAAAACUGACAGUGAAACGCAAACCAUUUAUAACUGUCAGAAUAUUGUUUAUAUUUACCUUUAACCAAAAUGCUAACAUCGAUGUUUCUAGCUUUGAAAUCAUAAACGUAGAACUUUAGCUUAUUUUGCUGAUGGUAAUGUACCUUAGUACUAUAUUUUAGCAAAAUAUUUUACAGCGAGCUAUGUUGAGAUAUGAGGUUCUUUGCUGUUUGUGAUUAUAUUAGUGACUAUACCGAAGAAUUAACUAUGCAAAGAAUUGUUGCGUUUAAAAACUUGUAGCCAUAUUUAUCAAAACAGUAAUCGCGUUUGCUUGUUAUAUGUAGUCUCUUCGAUAAUCUAGCAAAUUCAUAUACCUGUUCAUGAGAUAUUACUUUUCCUUAGUUUUCACGUAAUAAUUUACCAUUACAUAAUGUUACUUUCCAAAAUAAUGCGGUCUAAUUUUGACUGCACAAAAACCUCUCAAAUAUUUCUAAAAUUUCUUAAAUGCAAGAUUCUGACUUUCAGUUGAUACUUUGAUGAAAUACCCACUAUAUAAUUUCACCAGUAUGCAAAGCAUCAUUACAAUGAACAGAUGUAUGCUUGUGUAUUUAAGAUAUUGAUAGAAAAAAUGUCAUUGGUCAUUCCAGGAUUCAAAAUAUUAAUUUUGUAUGCGCUUAAUCAAAUUAUAAUUGAAUGUUUCAUUAAGAUUCAAUAAGAUAGUUGCUCAACAGUAAAUGCGGUAACAAAUUGAAGACUGACUUUAUCAAAAUUACUAUAAUAAUUUAUCAUCGUCAUUACUUUUUUCUAAUCAAAAUUUAAUUUCAUGUUCAUUACGAAUAUCCUGGAAUGAUAUUAUAACUUAACCAAAUUUACUAUACAUAACUUUGAAACAAGUUUUGUUGAAUCGACUGUUUAUAUACAUCUUUAUAUCUUUUUUUUUUUUUUAAAUCUUAUUUUUAUUUAAAUCUUAUCCCUGCCGCAGUAAAAGGGUGUCUACUUUCUGGGAAAAUUUAGAAUUGUCAAGCAAUUUUUGGGUUAAUUAUAGAAUUUUUUCGUCAAGUGUAUUCUUGGCAUUGGAAGCAAUUAGAAAUUGAAAAAACAGAUUAUUUCGUCUCAAACCUUCUAAUUCUCUUGCAUAAAAUAUGGAAUCUCACGAGGAUGUGCCAAAAAAAAAUUUUUUAUUUAUUUUUCCGCAUCAAAAUUUCGAUAGAUCUGAAAUCUCAAAUCAUCUCAAAUAGUAUAUCUCAUCCAAAUAUGAGUUCUUAACAUUGAUAUUGAGAGGAGCCUAUUUUGUUUUUUUCCUUUUCCACUUAAAUAACACAUAAAGGAAAUCGGAAAAUUUUUGAAUUUUUUUUUCUCGUAAACAGCUUGACUUACAAACGAUCUAAUACAGAUUCUAUAAAAAAGUACUGAGAUAGAAUUCUUCUAACUCUAAGCGAUUUAGAGAUAUUUGCAUAUGGCUGAAUGUUUAUAGGCGAAUAUCUCAUAACAAAAAAUUUUCCGAUUUCCUUUACGUGUCAUUUAAAUGGAAAAAGGAAAAAACAAAAUAGGCACCUCUAAAUAUCAAUAUUAAGACCUCAUAUUUGGAUGAGAUAUACUAUUUGAGAUACUCUAUCGAAAUUUUGAUGCAGGUUUGA